AUGGAGUAUGUAACGUGUUUUAUUUUGCUGACAACAGCCUUCAUCUCACAGGUGAUGGCGAUCUGUCCGGCGACAUGCGAGUGUCCCACAGGCCAUCCGGUUUGCCCUCCAGGAGUUAGUACUUUACCAGAUGGAUGUGGGUGCUGCAAAGUGUGUGCGGCACAGCUUAACCAAGACUGCAGUCCCAUCAAGCCUUGUGAUUAUUACAAAGGGCUGGAAUGCAAUUAUGGCAACGACAUCACGGAGGCCUGGGGUGUGUGUCGAGCUAAAUCAGAAGGACGCUCAUGCGAAUACAGCGGCAGAAUCUACCAGAAUGGCGAGAGCUUCCGCGUUGGCUGUAAACACCAGUGUACCUGCAUGGAUGGCGCUGUCGGCUGCGCACCUCUUUGUGAUCACAAGCUGCCCGCGGCCUCGCCAUCGUGUCCUUUCCCUCAGCUGGUCAGGUUGCCCGGCCAGUGUUGUUUCACUGUGGACUGCCAUAAAGGCACCUGGCGCAUUCCAACCAAACAUGAUCCAAAGAUGUCUUUUCCAAAACAAUGGCCACCCAAACUGGAGCACGGUCCUGCCCCUCAGCCUCAUGAAAAUGAUCUGCCAGUGACCAAUGAGAUUGCGCCCCUGAAGACAAGUGGCUGGGAGGCUAAACAUGGCUACAAAUACCUGCCUGUGCAGAGCCACAAGCAAAAGUGUUCAAUCUUUACCACUGAAUGGUCUCAGUGCUCACGUAAUUGUGGGACCGGCAUCUCCUCUCGCCUCUCCAACAAGAACCCACAGUGCAAGCUGGAGAGAGAGACAAGACUGUGUACAGUGCGGCCAUGUAGCACUGUGCAGCCUCUUCUGAGCAAGAAAGGCAGGAAGUGCUCCACCAUGCAAAAAUCCCCAGUCCCCCUCCGUCUGACCUUUGGUGAGUGUGUAAGCGUGCGCCUCUACCGGCCCAACUUCUGUGGCCAGUGUUCAGACAGACGCUGCUGCUCACCACGUCGCUCCCGCACCCUGCCAGUCGACUUCGUCUGCCCGGAUGGCCAGCGCCUGCAGCGGUCAUCCAUGUUCAUCCAGUCGUGCAAAUGCAGCGAGGCGGCCUGUGGCCACCUGAACGACGUGGCCCUCCCACCACAGCACUGGAUGUACGGAGACAUGCACAAAUUCAUAGACAAGCAGUGA
This is a messenger RNA of Nerophis lumbriciformis (worm pipefish), 1158 nucleotides long. Lineage: Eukaryota; Metazoa; Chordata; Actinopteri; Syngnathiformes; Syngnathidae. The record is from RefSeq and is a predicted model, not a curated record.